UUUGUGAAUUAGGGUUUCUCUGGCACUCGGCUUCUUUCUGGUUGCGAAGAAGAGCACCGCAGAGAUACUGAAAUGGCGCCCAAAACCCCUAGAGUUACUCGUAACCCGGAUCUAAUCCGAGGUGUCGGCAAGUACUCCAGGUCUAAGAUGUAUCACAAGCGAGGUCUUUGGGCCAUCAAGGCCAAAAAUGGCGGAGUGUUCCCUCGUCACGAUGCGAAGCCGAAAGCUGAUGCCCCAGCUGAGAAGUCGCCGAAGUUUUACCCUGCCGACGAUGUGAAGAAGCCCCUUGUCAACAAGCGCAAGGCCAGGCUCACGAAACUGAGAGCCAGCAUUACUCCUGGUACUGUGUUGAUAAUCCUUGCUGGGAGGUUCAAAGGGAAGAGAGUUGUGUUUUUGAAACAGCUGCCAUCUGGGUUGCUUCUGGUCACUGGCCCUUUCAAGAUUAAUGGUGUUCCUCUAAGACGGGUGAACCAAUCGUAUGCCAUUGCAACCUCCACCAAAGUUGACAUCUCUGGAGUUAACGCAGAAAAGUUCGAUGACAAGUAUUUCUCCAAGGAAGUCCAGAAGAAGAAGAAGAAGGGUGAAGGCGAGUUUUUCGAGGCCGAGAAAGAGGAGAAAAGUGCUCUCCCAGCUGACAGGAAGGAUGACCAGAAAGCUGUGGAUACACCAUUGAUCAAGUCGAUCGAGGGGGUACCGGAGUUGAAGGCUUACUUGGCUGCAAGGUUUUCCCUCAAGGCUGGAAUGAAACCUCAUGAGCUUGUCUUUUAGAUAAUGGGUCUGGUUUUUAUUUUUUUAGAUCAUCACCUUGUUUUUUGUUCGUCUGAACAUGGCUAUGACUUAUGAUAGUUGCCUUGUCCCAAAUUUUGAUUCUAAAUAGAGAUUCCAUGUUUCGUUAGCUCUGUUUUAUUAAUGAAUACUGUGUUCAGUUUC
This is a messenger RNA of Cucurbita maxima (winter squash), 930 nucleotides long. Its product is annotated as 60S ribosomal protein L6-1-like. Gene Ontology annotation, biological process: cytoplasmic translation; ribosomal large subunit assembly. Lineage: Eukaryota; Viridiplantae; Streptophyta; Magnoliopsida; Cucurbitales; Cucurbitaceae. Gene Ontology annotation, molecular function: structural constituent of ribosome; RNA binding. The record is from RefSeq and is a predicted model, not a curated record. Gene Ontology annotation, cellular component: ribosome; cytosolic large ribosomal subunit. The transcript is spliced from 4 exons. The coding region runs from base 73 to 768 and encodes 231 amino acids.